AAGCGAAAACCCUCUAAAAACCGGCCAAUUUCAGCGGUUCAACGGUUUAAUUGUCGGGUUGACCGGUUUUUUAAUUGAUUUUUACCAGGCGGUUUAUAAGGACAACCGCACUGACUUGGUGACCGGUUCUUGGUUAACCCGGUUGAACUGGCCGACCCAGUUCGGUUUUCAGAACAAUGCAAGCCAGCCACGCACCCUCAGUCCCCUCACCCUCGCAUAUGACGCCACCUUUCCCUCUCAACCUUCUCUCUGUCUCUCACCAGCCACUGUCACCACUCACCAGCCUCAGAGUCACCUUGGCCUGCGCCGAAGCUCCUCUGUUCAAUUGCUUCUCUCACCUUCACGACCACGGUGCUGCACUGCUUCUCGGUGAGGUCGACCCUCAGCGACAACGACACCACCAGUGGCUGCAAAGUGCGACGGCGCUUCUCCGAUCGUCUUCUUCUUCUCUGCCACCAUUAGUCAGCCAUUAGAAGCCCUGGCGAAGAGUAACGGGGAUUUCACUGUUUCCCACGUUUCCCACCAUGGCUGAACUUACUUCAACUCCAUCCACCUCUAAAAACGCCAAUUUAUCUUGUUUCCAACCAACGGUUUGCAUGUAUGAAUGGUGGCUGGUUAAAGCUAAACAUGGAUUCGAAGGAAAGCAGUUAGCCAUUGGAGGCAUUGCAUCAAAAAGGGAAGAAGUAGUGCGUGUCUUCACCAGUGCGCCCAUUGCAAAACGGCAUGGUCUGUUCUCUCUUGAGACCACAGAUGGGGUUUAUAUUAUCAUAAGGGGUUUCAUUGAUGAGCAGCGCACCAUUGGUAAUGGUUUCCCUCCUGAGGUUUGUAGCCAUUACUCAUUGGUGUAUUCUCUCUCUACUUCUCUACAUGAUUAA
Messenger RNA from Arachis ipaensis, 875 nucleotides. The record is from RefSeq and is a predicted model, not a curated record. NCBI's taxonomy places the organism in Eukaryota, Viridiplantae, Streptophyta, Magnoliopsida, Fabales, Fabaceae.